Molecule: messenger RNA, 3934 nt
Organism: Hemibagrus wyckioides
Lineage: Eukaryota; Metazoa; Chordata; Actinopteri; Siluriformes; Bagridae
Gene: ldah
Product: lipid droplet associated hydrolase
Exons: 7
Coding region: 542-1561 (339 amino acids)
Biological process (GO): lipid storage
Cellular component (GO): lipid droplet
Molecular function (GO): lipase activity
Source: RefSeq, a predicted model, not a curated record
ACUGCUCUAGAGUCCAGUGGCGGCGUGCUUUACACCACUGCAUCCGACGCUUUGCAUUGCACUUGGUGAUGUAUGGCUUGGAUGCAGCUGCUUGGCCAUGGAAACCCAUUCCAUGAAGCUCUCUGCGCACUGUUCUUGAGCUAAUCUGAAGGCCACAUGAAGUUUGGAGGUCUGUAGCGAUUGACUCUGCAGAAAGUUGGCGACCUCUUCGCACUAUGCGCCGCAGCAUCCGCUGACCCCGCUCCGUCAGUUUACGUGGCCUACCACUUCGUGGCUGAGUUGCUGUCAUUCCCAAACACUUCCCCGUUCUUAUAAUACAGCUGACAGUUGACUGUGGAAUAUUUAGGAGCGAGGAAAUUUCACGACUGGAUUUGUUGCACAGGUGGCAUCCUAUCACAGUUCCACGCUGGAAUUCACUGAGCUCCUGAGAGCGACCCAUUCUUUCACAAAUGUUUGUAAAAACAGUCUGCAUGCCUAGGUGCUUGAUUUUAUACACCUGUGGCCAUGGAAGUGAUUGGAACACCUGAUUCUGAUUAUUUGGAUGGGCAGACCGCCUGGCUGUUCUGGUCCAGCUAAUGCAAUGAGCAGCCUGAAGUCUGAAUGCCAGAAAGAUGAUGCAGCUGUGGAGCAUGUCUACUGCAGAGGUGCAGUCACUGAGCUGCUUAAAUACGGACACAGAGACCUUCACACAGCUGCUAAAAACUGCAAAUCACCUCAAGUACUCAUCCUUGUUAUCCCAGGCAACCCUGGUGUAGUGGGAUUUUAUAAGACCUUCAUGUGGACAUUGUAUCAAGCAUUUAACAAGCUAUACCCAGUCUGGGCUGUGAGUCAUGCUGGACACUGUGCACCUCCAGACACAAUGGAUAUGAUUGAAGGUGCUUCGGUGACCGAGGCGGAGGAUGUGUUCGGCUUGAAUGGGCAGAUCGAGCACAAACUGGGCUUUCUCUUAGAACACGUGCCGCGAGACACACACCUCAUCCUGAUUGGUCACUCAAUCGGCUGCUACAUCAUUCUGGAGAUGAUGAAGAGAGACCCAGAGUUAAAGGUGGUGAAGUCCGUGCUGCUUUUCCCCACUAUCGAACGCAUGGCCUCAAGUCCGCAGGGCAAGGUCAUGACUCCUGUGCUGUGCCACUUGCGCUACAUUGUCUACUUGCCCAUUUUCCUUCUCUCUCUCCUACCCGAGAGGCUGAAGGCUGGCAUGGUGCAGCUGGUACUGAGGAACAUGCGUUUACUAGACACAUCCUGCGUCCCAGCAACCCUCAGCUUGAUCAAUGUGGACUGUGCUGCUAAUGCUAUGUAUAUGGGGAGUCAAGAAAUGAGGAUGGUGCUAGAUCGAGAUAACUUGACCAUACAGCAACAUCUUGACAAGCUUAUUUUCUACUACGGAGCCACAGACCACUGGUGCCCUGUGCAGUACUUCCAGGAUAUCCGAAGAGACUUUCCCGACGGAGACAUUCGUCUGUGUGAGCGUGGGUUACGCCAUGCUUUUGUCCUGGAUGCGGGUGAAGAGAUGGCUAACAUGAUCACAGAGUGGAUCCGUGAUGACCUAAGAGGAUUAUAGUACUACGAGUAUCAAAGCAAACCUGACCACUGACCUACACAGGCCCCGUAUUCCAGGCCAACGAUGACUUGCAUUACAAGACCUUUUAAAGGCCUUUAUUAUUAUGGUGCUGAAACCCAGUGCUUCUCAGUGAUAACACAGAUUCUCAAAUUUGCUUCUUAAAAUAAGAAUUUUUAAUUAAAUGGCUACUCCACUCUUAACAUAUGAGUACUCUAUUUUUAAUAAGACCACAAGCAUGAAUAGAAAAUUUAAAAAAAAAAAAAAAAGUGAUUCCUACAUCACUCACUGUUUGUUCUGUUAAGAUUUCCAAUGGAUUUUUUUCCCCAACCCCAUUUGUUUUUUGUUUUGUUUUUAAAUCAUUGAUUGGAGUUUGUCUUUAAUAUUUAAAAGAUGUUUCUGUGUCCACUAUAAUAGCAGGUUUUAGCACAAGUAAAGUCAAUAAGCACAUAUUCAGUGUUCUGAGACCAAAGUUUUCCUAUAUUGUCCAAAACUGAUUACAAAUCAGAUGACAACAGGGGGAAAAAAACACGAUCUGCCAUUGCAGCAAAGAUGCAUGACUGUUGUUUAAUAGAAAUCUAAUUUACGAUGGUUGGACUCAUGGUUUACCAUUAAUCUGUAAUAAAUUAUUGUAAAAUAUCCAAAACUUUGUACAAUAUUUGUCAUGAUAUUCUGUUUAUAAAUACUGUUUAGAUACUCUGCUUCUGAAGCAUGUCCUCUGGGAUAGACUCCAGGCUCCCAGUGACCUGGAUAGAUAGAUUUUGUGAAGGAUGAGUAUAAAACACCUGUCUUAAAAAAGUGACGCGGAAAGUUUUUUUUUUUUUUUUUUAAGUAACGCUGACUAUUACAGUGAUUUAUUCAACUAUAAAUAUGUUGCGCGCAUGUGUUUUCCAUUUCCAGUAAAAACGUAGAUCAUAAGAAGACCUUAAAUGGGAUUUGAUUUGGGUUUUUUUGGUCAAAAAUAGAAAUAGCAUUUUGGCAUGAUGGCAAGAAAGCAAGUGCAUAUUGGCAGGAGUCAAAUACUACAAGCGCUACGACUGCAGGCUAGAGCUUUUCGGAACAGAGAGUAAUGGAUUUCCAUGGGUUCCAUGGGCUUUUCUGUGUACUGAAUUCCCAUUCAGUGUACUCAUCAGUCAUCAUAUGGACGAUGCUAAACGAUAUUAGUGCUGUCAUUCUGUUUUGGGAAUAUUUUCCCCACACAGUAUCUGGGGACAGUAUCUGACACUGUAAGUGCUAUAACAGUGAUGUACCUGAAUAGCCAUAGUGUUGAUCUCCUUUACUGAUAACCAUGCAGACAAAACAGGGCUCUGUAUAGUUUUAAGAAGAAAAAAACCUUAUAGAAAUGUAUAUUGGUCAUGUUGCAUGAGUUGCCUCCCAAAAUAAGCCAGAACAGUAGGAAGCUCCAUAAACCAGUGAGUCGUAACAAACGUCACACCUUCUUUUGCUUUAUGAUUGGUAUGACUACAUUCCUGUCUAUAGCAACAGAUAAUGUCCUUUGGAUUCCAGCAUUAUCAUUUCAACAUCAUCAACCCCCUGAACCAGAUGCUGCUAAUAUACCACAUGUCAUUUUGACACCAAAUAUAGUGUAAGUAAGUAUUCAUGAUUCAUAAUUAAACUUCACCUUCACAGAUGUCCCAUAGGCAUCACACUAGUGAACAUUAUCUCGCGUUGGUGAAAAGCUGAACAAAUGUCGAGUAAAACAUCCCCAGCUGAUCUGGUCUGUUGGACAUCCCAAAGGAAAUGUAAACCCUCGACAUGUAAACCCAGGCCUCUUUAAUCUCCCUCUUCUGCCUGUUCAGAAAAGAAUGACAAAGCCCCUUAAUUUGCUUAUCCUUGAUUUAAACCAGGAGGCAGGGCUAGUUCAUAGAAGGAAAUGGAGUAAUCCCGUCCGGGUGGAUUGAAUUGUGGCAAAGCAAACAAGCUUUACUGUUUUACAUUUUCAAAGUGGUUUGGGCUUUUUGUGGCAAUGAAGAAUCGGCCCAGAUAUAUACAUGCUUUUUCCUGCCAAAUAUCAUCUGUAACGGAUCAAGUUUGUUCCACUGGUCUUUGUUAGGUCUUGUUUUGACAUAGUAGUAGUUACUCUUUGUCCCUCCUUUCAGUUUUUGUACCAGUAUAGUUUUAUCUAAUAAACCUUGAUCUAUAAGUGUUUGCACUGUAAUAGUAGGCCGGCUCUUCUAGGAAAUUAUUCUCAUGUUUUCCGAGAUGUGUUUUCUGGUAAUAAGUGGCUGCGUCAAAUCUUUAAAAGUGUGACGUAAAUUAGAAUUGAAUCUUUUUUUUUUUUCCAACAGGAGUCUGGAUACAAAUACUGCAACACUUGCAUUAAACGAAAGGGUAAUUAUGUAGAAAAUCGGUGCCAUUUUGUUACACCUAAUCACA